Armigeres subalbatus is the source of this 3898-nucleotide messenger RNA. RefSeq lists its product as uncharacterized. The record is from RefSeq and is a predicted model, not a curated record. The coding region runs from base 27 to 3845 and encodes 1272 amino acids. Lineage: Eukaryota; Metazoa; Arthropoda; Insecta; Diptera; Culicidae. Gene Ontology annotation, molecular function: FAD binding; oxidoreductase activity; iron ion binding. The transcript is spliced from 6 exons.
AACUAGCGCUCGAAAUCAACUGUGCUAUGGCGGUAAGCCUCACGAUCAACGGUCAAGCAUAUUGCGCUAACCCAGGUGCGAUCCCGAUCGACACCACUCUGAACUCAUUUAUUCGAAACCAUGCGCACCUGUCCGGGACUAAAUUUAUGUGUCUCGUGGGGAGUUGUGGUGCUUGCACGGUCCAUGUGGCAGGAGUUCAUCCCAUCAGCAGGGAACCGACGUCAUUCGCUGUGAAUUCGUGCUUGAUGCCAGUUUACGCCUGCCAUGGGAUGGAUAUUACGACUAUCGAGGGGAUUGGAUCUAAAGUUGAUGGAUACCACCCUAUUCAGCGACGGUUGGCACGCUUCAAUGGAUCUCAGUGCGGUGGCUGUUCCCCUGGGAUGGUAAUGAAUAUGUACGGGCUGAUGAGGUCUUCGAAAGGACAGCUGACGAUGGACGAAAUAGAAAAAUCUUUCGCAGGAAAUGUUUGCCGGUGUACCGGGUAUCGGCCAAUAAUGGAUGCAAUGAAAUCAUUCGCAUCCGAUGCGUGCAGUGCUUUGCUUGAGAAGUGUGGAGACAUAGAAGAUUUGGGAGACUUGUGCAAUCAAAUCGAUUCAAGUGGGCAUAGAUGCGCUGAAGUUCUGACGAGAAACCCAAUUCAUUUAUUUUUCGACAAUGGUAGAGAGUGGCAUAAAGUCUUCACAUUGGCUGAAGUUUUUGAAAUACUAAAAGCUAUUGGAUUCAAAUCCUACUGCUUUGUAGCUGGCAGCACAGGACAAGGCGUUUAUUUAGAUAGAGAUAAAAUCAAAGUGUUCAUAGAUAUUAACUCGGUUGAAGAAUUACAUUCUCAUUGGAUAGGAAAAGACCUUAUAGUAGGAGCGAAUGUAUCGUUGACUGAAUUCAUUAAUAUAUUAAAUGAAGCAGCCAAAAGUCAGGCUCAUUAUAAAUAUUGUGAGCAGUUGAGCAAUCACGUGUCCAUGAUGGGAAACGUGACGGUGAGAAACGUAGGAUCGAUUGCUGGUAAUUUGUGUUUGAACAACAAGCACAAAACAUUUAAUUCAGAUUUACACGUAAUUUUGGAAGCUGUAGGUGCUCGAGUAACAAUAUCGGAUUGUGAUGGCCAACUUGAUACGAUUACUCUGGAAAAGUUGUCGCGCACCAACAUGGACAAAAAACUAAUCCUAAACAUCUCAUUUCCACCGAUGCAUGCAGAUAAUUAUGCUUUCCGUUCUUAUCGCGUUGGGUCACGAUCGCAGGGUGGGCGCGUUGCCGUCAAUGGAGCCUUCCUCGUACGCUGGUGUGCCAGACAGCGAAACAUUAAGUCUGCAGUUGUUUGUUUUGGUGGUAUCAAUCCAACCUUUACUCACGCAAUCGAGACUGAGAAAGCACUUUGCGGUAAGAAUCCAUUUCACAGUGACGUACUUCAGGAGGUCCUACAUGUUUUAGACUUGGAAUUGAAACCAGCAUGGGAUCUUUUUCUGACUAAUCCUGACUAUCAAAAACAGGCUGCAAUUGGAAUCUUCUACAAAUUUUGGCUCGAUAUUGCUCCCAGGAACCUCAUUGAUUCGAAAUUUAAAUCAGGAUCAACUGUGUUAGAAAGACCACUAUCAAGUGGUUCACAGAGUUAUAAAACAUUCCCCCAAAACUGGCCACUCACCAAGAACAUAUCAAAACUUGAGGCGCAGUUACAAACCUCUGGUGAGGCAUCUUACAUUAAUGAUAUGCCCUCAAUGGCUCAUGAACUGUUUGCUGCUUUCGUCAUUGCCACUAAACCUCGCACUACAAUUCAACAGAUCGAUGUGUCAGAUGCCAUUGGGACUCCUGGUGUAGUUGAAUUUCUGUCUGCUAGAAACAUUCCAGGCAGUAACAAUUUUAUGCCAUAUGCGAACAGCUCUAAACACUACUUUCCAUAUGGACAAGAAACGGAAGAGAUAUUCUGCACUGGCAAAGUGCUAUUUCACGGCCAACCAGUUGGUUUAAUCUUGGCUGAGUCCUACGAGUUAGCGAAUCGUGCUGCCAAACAAGUUCAUAUUGAAUACUCCGAACCGGAUGGUCGCGUUCUUCCAACUUUGAAGCAUGUACUUCAAUCAAAUGCCACAGAUCGUAUCAGAUCAGCGGGCGAACCUCGAACAGGUCCCGGCUACGAAUCAACCAGCGGGGGCUACUACAGAAUAUCUGGCCAGCUCUCACUCGAAGGACAGUACCACUAUACACUCGAAACUCAAACGUGUAUCUGCGUACCGAAAGAAGAUGGAAUGGACGUGUACAGUUCAACGCAAGAUACGGACCACGUACAAGUCACCAUCGCCGGAGUCCUGAAAUUACCACAAAGCAAGAUUAACGUGAUCUGUCGGCGAGUGGGAGGUUCUUUCGGUUCAAAAAUUACUCGAAGUUCGCAGGUUGCUGGAGCCUGUGCUUUGGCUGCACACGUAACUCAACGCCCAGUCCGAUUCACACUUUCCCUGGAAUCUAACAUGAGUUCCUUUGGUAAACGCAAAGGCAGUGUAAAUAACUACGAAGUGUCAGUACGAGGUGAUGGGAGAAUAGCAAAACUUACCAAUAGUUUUAUUUAUGACUGCGGAGCUCACAUUAGUGAACCCAUUGUACCAUUAUAUACUGCGUAUUUCACUAAUGGUUACGAUAAUACCGCAUGGAAACUUAUUCCGAACAAAGUACGUACAGAUACUCCCACUAAUAUUUGGUGCCGAUCCCCAGGAUCGGUCGAAGCAGUGGCCACAAUCGAAACAAUCAUGGAACACAUUGCGUUUAAAAGAAGACUUGAUCCACUUGACGUUCGUAUGGUAAACUUCGCCAAGAAUAGUAAACUGCGUGAAUUGUUACCACAAUUCAGAAAAGAUGUUGAAUUUGAUGAUCGCAAGAAAGAAAUCGAAACAUAUAACGACUCCAACCGCUGGAAGAAGCGAGGCAUUUCCCUAGUUCCUUUGGCGUAUCCAAUGCAAUUUAUGGGUGGAAUGAAGGCUUGGAUUGCCAUUCAUCAUCUAGAUGGUUCGGUUUCUAUUUCCCAUGGUGGCAUAGAAAUGGGCCAAGGAUUGAAUACUAAGAUUGCCCAGAUUGCUGCUCACAUCUUAGGGGUUCCUUUAGAGAAAAUAAAGAUCAAGCCCCACAACACUUCAAUUACACCAAACAGCUUCAUAACUGGUGGUAGUCUGUCCAGUGAUCAAGUGGGUUACGCGGUGUUGAACGCUUGUCAGAUCUUAGUCGACAGAAUAAGACCCAUAAGAAAUGCUAAUCCCACUGCUUCAUGGGAAGAUCUGGUGAGCACUUGCUUCACGUUGAACGUGAAUCUGACCGCCUCUUAUUGGUCUACUGGAAAAGAAACGAAAAAGUAUACAAUCUGGGCCUUGGGUUGUAGUGAAAUCGAGUUGGACGUUUUAACGGGUAACACCAGAGUAGUUCGGGUGGACAUCCUUGAAGAUACCGGUGAAAGUUUAAGCCCGGGAAUGGAUAUAGGACAAAUCGAAGGUGCGUUUGUCAUGGGACUGGGAUACUAUCUCAAUGAAUCCCUGCGAUAUGAUUCAGAAACCGGAGCCCUGUUGAACAAAAGUGCGCUGACAUACAAUCCACCCGGACCGAAGGACAUCCCCACAGAUUUCCGGAUAAAAUUGUAUCAAAAUAGUUCGGAAAACUCAACGGGAGUGCUGCGUUCGAAAGCCACGGGAGAACCGGCCUUUUCACUUGCUAUAUCGGUUAUAUUUGCAUUGCGACAGGCGAUUAUGUCGGCACGUAAGCACGCCAACCUACCAGCGGAAUGGAUACCACUGGGGCAACCAGCUACGCCGGAUAACAUCUUACAUUUAGCUGGAAAUUCGAUUGAUCAAUAUGUUUUCUCUGAAUGUCAAUCUUGAUUGGAAUAAAAUAAAUAAAUGUAUAGGGUAUGUGGCUCAAACCUUAUCCUAAA